Abrus precatorius (Indian licorice) is the source of this 3358-nucleotide messenger RNA. Its product is annotated as condensin complex subunit 3. Gene Ontology annotation, biological process: mitotic chromosome condensation. Gene Ontology annotation, cellular component: condensin complex; condensed chromosome. The transcript is spliced from 13 exons. The record is from RefSeq and is a predicted model, not a curated record. NCBI's taxonomy places the organism in Eukaryota, Viridiplantae, Streptophyta, Magnoliopsida, Fabales, Fabaceae.
AUGGAGGACAACAGCGCAGACCAAGUGAAGCGAUUGAUGCAGAAAAUCGCUGCAAUUCUCGACGAGGCUCGAACCUCUUACGCCACGCACAACCGAAAGCUCAAGGAACUAUCGCUCCUCCGAUCCAAAUCCGAUUCCCCGUCGCACUUCUUCUCCGCCUUCUCCAAAACCGUAACUCCUCUCUUCGACUUCCAGAGGCGUCUCGCCUCCGCAGACCGCGUCGUCUCCUUCGUCUCCGCCUUCUUCCUUGAGCACUUCCUUAGGUUCCUCCUGGUUGCCGCCGCGGCAGCCAACAAAACUGCCAGGUUCCGAGCUUGCCAGAUCGUCUCCGAGGUACGAAUUCUCCGAAUUGUCCGAGUAAUCUCUACCUAAUUGUGGUGUCUAGUGAUUGUUUGGAAUGAAAGUUUUCGACAAUUGGUUGAAUUGUAGAUAAUAUUGCGGCUGCCAGAUGAUGCAGAAGUGAGCAAUGACCUAUGGGAUGAGGUGAUAGAGUGCAUGAUGGUGAGGGUACGAGACAAGAUUCCUGUGGUGCGUACUUUUGCAGUUAGAGCGCUUUCGCGCUUUGUGAAUGACUCUGUGAAUAGUGACAUUCUUUAUUUUUUCCUCGAGAUGCUUCCCUUGGAACAGAAUGCGGACGUUCGUAAGAUGAUUGUGUUAUCUUUGCCUCCUUCUAGUGCAACCUCUCAAGUUAUCAUUGAUUGUACCUUGGAUGUAAGUGAAUCUGUACGCAAAGCAGCAUACUGUGUUCUAGCCAAUAAAUUUCCUCUUCAAAGCUUAAGCAUUAAACUUAGAACAGUAAUUCUUCGGAGAGGACUUGCUGACCGAUCUGUUGCUGUCUCAAAGGAAUGUUUUAAACUAUUGAAAGAUGAAUGGCUUAUAAAAUGUUGUAAUGGUGAUCCUUUAGAACUUUUGAAGUAUCUUGAUGUUGAAACAUAUGAAUCAGUGAGUGAGUCUGUCAUGGAAGCACUUCUUAAAGCUGAUUUGGUAAAGCUACAGAAUGAUGCAAGUAUCCAGCAGUAUAUAUCAUCAAAUGGUGACACGACAGAAGGGGACUCAGUGCAUUGCCCACCAAGUAUUCAGCUACUGGAAGCAGAGGCAGCUCUUUAUUGGAGAACUGUUUGCAAACAUUUACAGUCAGAAGCACACGCCAAAGGCUCUGAUGCUGCAGCAACAACGGGCACCGAAGCAGAAGUAUAUGCAACAGAAGCAUCGGAUAAAAAUGACCUUCUAGAAAAAAUUCUUCCUGCCACUGUUGAUGAAUAUAUAGAGUUAGUCAGAGCUCAUAUCAAAGCUGGAUCAAAUCAUCGCUUUGCAUGCCGGCAGCUGCUUUUACUUGGUGCCAUGUUUGAUUUUUCUGAUGCUACAAAUAGAAAGGUUGCCAGUACAUUUCUGCAUGAGCUAAUGUGCAAGCCUCCUGAGUAUGAGGAUGACAAUGAAGGUAAUAUAGUUAUCCUUGGAGAUGGAUUAAGUUUUGGUGGAGACAGUGAUUGGGCUGAAGCUGUAGCCAGUUUGGCUAGGAAGGUCCAUGCUGCUCCUGGUGAAUUUGAAGGAGUUGUUCUCGCAAUCAUAGAAGAGCUAGCUCAACCUUGCAGGGAGAGAACAGCAAAUUAUGUGCAGUGGAUGCACAGCCUUUCUCUUACUGGCCUUUUGCUGAAAAAUGCAAAAUCACUGUGCUUUCUUCAGGGCAAGGCUAUUGAACCAGAUGAGCUACUCCAGUCUUUACUACUUCCUGGGGCGAAACAAUCUCACUUGGAUGUGCAAAGGAUUGCCGUCAGAUGCCUUGGCCUAUUUGGACUUUUGGAGAGAAAACCAAGUGCAGAACUUUUGAAACAGCUGAGGAUUUCAUAUAUUAAGGGGCCACAUUCAAUCAGUAUAGAGGCUUGUAAAGCAUUAGUUGAUCUUGUGAUGUGGCAUGGUCCUCCAGAAGUUGAUAAGGUGUCAAAGCACAAUAUUCCAUGCGAAAUAAACAGUGAGAAGACGACUUUUUGUCCUGUGAACUUCUCUGAUUCAGAAGGAGAUCCGGAUGUUGAGACCCUUGAUAUCUUGUAUGGUGGCUUUGAAAAUGAUGACUGGGCGAGUCCUUUAACCAGCAAUGAAGGCGAGUGCGUUUAUGGUGUGCUUGGAGAGGGGUUUGCGAAAAUUCUUCUCCUAAGUGACAAAUAUCCCAGCAUACCAGCUUCUUUGCAUCCUGUGCUUUUAUCAAAGCUCAUUUACUUGUACUUCAGUGACGUGUCGGAACACUUGCACAGGUGGUUAAAGCAAUGCUUGUCGGUUUUCUUUGAGCUUUACCCAUGUCUCUCAACCAAUCAUAAGGCAAGCAUCUCUGAUAUUAUAUUUGCUCGUUGCAUAUCAAAGGCUUUCAUUCCAGUAAUGCGUUCAAUGUGGCCAGGAAUUUUCGGCAAUUCUGCGGGUUCUUCUUUUAUGGUGUCUCAGAUGCGCAAGCGUGCUGUUCAAGCUUCCCGUUUUAUGCUGCAGAUGGUGCAGAUUCCUUUAUACGUUAAAGGGACUCAGCCAGAGAGUGAAAAUAGUAGCACGGAACAUCCACAAGUCAUAGAUAGUUGCGCAGAAGUUCCAUUUGAGUGUGGGGAGGAGGGGCUUGCACUACGCAUAGCCGUAGAGAUGGCAAAUUUUCAAUCGAAGAAGACAGCAGCUGAGAAGUCAUAUGUAUCGGCAUUAUGUAGAAUACUUGUUCUGCUUCAAUUUCGGUUAUCUGAACAAGGACCAAUAAAAUUUAUGAGGAGGCUUUUAUAUCGCGUGGUUGAAUGUGUAUCUUCGGAGAAGGAUCUUGUUAAAGAAUUGAAACGGAUGGCUGAACAUCUCACGACACUAGAUAGACAACCGGAUCAGGAAUUGUUGCAAGAUGAAAUUAUUCUCAUUUUGGGGAAAUUGGAACUUGACUGCAACGUGGAUUUGGAUGGUUCUGUUGCAAUGCUACAAACACCAGCUGUACACCCAACUAGACCCUCACGUUCUAGGAGAAGGGUAAGGAUUGAGGAAGGCAGUUCUGAUGAAUCUUCACCUUCUGUGGUUCCUUCCACCCAUCAUACUGUAAAAAGUCGCUCACAAAGAGCUAGCAAAACUGCAGCAAUGAACAAGAUGUCUUCUGCUCGUAGACCGCUCAAAAUUGAUGAAAUUGAAGACCAAGAGGAAGAAAACUCUGAUGUGACAUCUGAAGAUUCUGACGAAUCCGAUCAGUACAGUUAAAUAUGUACUCAAUGAUACAUCUAAUGGCCAUUGCUUUGUUAACCCUAUGUUGUAUUGUUUGAUAACAUAGAUUGCAGGUUCUGUACAGAAGAGAGCAUCAAUAGUUCAGCUUGCAUUUGCUUGUAAGUCAUAGGUUUUACUGUAAAAGUAUUGC